Messenger RNA from Batrachochytrium dendrobatidis JAM81, 2320 nucleotides. RefSeq lists its product as uncharacterized. The transcript has 3 exons. Gene Ontology annotation, molecular function: RNA helicase activity; RNA binding; ATP binding. The coding region runs from base 17 to 1960 and encodes 647 amino acids. The record is from RefSeq and is a predicted model, not a curated record. NCBI's taxonomy places the organism in Eukaryota, Fungi, Chytridiomycota, Chytridiomycetes, Rhizophydiales. Gene Ontology annotation, cellular component: nucleus.
CGAAUUCACACAUUCAAUGGCGGACAUCAAUCAGAAACUCGCUGCACUGUCCAUGUCGGACUCUGCUCCCAAUGGCUCUGGAGAAGAGCCGUCUGUAAAGAAGGCUUACGUUCCUCCUCACUUGAGAGGUAAACAGAACGUCUCUACUCCACCAGGAUCAAACGGUCGUGGUGCUCAGAGUAAAGUGGUGAAUGAUGGAACAGCCAGUAAACCUUACCACGGUGGCAGAAACAACUAUGAGAAUGAUCGUGGAUUCAACAAUGCACCAAGAUCAUCCGGUUGGAAUGUCAACGAUGAGGUUCCAGGUGGACGUCCUUCUCGCCCGUUUUCAAGUAAUCGUGGUGCUUUUUUUGGAGGCUCGUCUCGUCGUGAGUACCAAAAAGAUCCCAGUGAUGAAUUCUACUCCCGUGCAGAUAUAAAGGCUCGUGAUCCUCGCUUGGAGACAAAACUCUAUGGCAAUCAACACAAUUCGGGCAUUAAUUUUGAUAGGUACGAUGAUAUCCCUGUCGAAGUUUCUGGAAAUGCUGCUCCACUGCCAAUUCACAGCUUUGAAGACUCUACCAUGGACCCUCUUGCAAAGUCAAACGUCAAGCUUGCUGGCUAUUCCAAUGCUACUCCCGUCCAACGGUACUCUGUAGCUAUCGUUACAGCCGGUCGUGAUUUGAUGGCUUGUGCGCAAACUGGCUCGGGAAAGACUGCUGCUUUUCUACUUCCUAUUCUUAGUCAGAAUUUUUCAGAUGGUGCAACGGUCAGUGACACUCCAACAGAUCGUCGCAGCAAAAUUUUACCCAUUUCUCUUAUACUUGCUCCAACUCGAGAGCUGGCUAUUCAGAUUUAUGAAGAAUCAAAAAAGUUUGCAUAUCGUUCAUGGGUUCGUCCCUGUGUAGCCUAUGGCGGCACUCCCAUUAGUGAUCAACUACGCGAUCUUGAGCGUGGUUGUCAACUUUUGGUUGCUACUCCAGGUCGUCUUGUUGAUCUCAUGGAACGAGGCCGCGUUUCUCUAGCUUCUAUUCGAUACCUGGUUCUUGAUGAAGCUGAUCGUAUGCUUGAUAUGGGAUUUGAACCUCAAAUUCGUCAAAUUGUUCAGCAAGCUGAUAUGCCUACUGAUCGUCAAACCCUCAUGUUUUCUGCCACUUUCCCCCGAAAUAUCCAAAUGCUUGCUCGUGAUUUUUUACACGACUAUGUGUUUAUUGCAGUGGGCCGUGUUGGAUCUACCUCUGAGAACAUCACUCAAAAUAUCGAGAUGGUGGAGGACGUAGACAAAAGAUCCGUACUACUUGAUAUCCUUGCUACUGAUGCUGGAAUUGCUCAAGAGAGCCCAGAUCCUGCUGCAAACCUGACUCUUGUCUUUGUGGAAACUAAGCGUGGUGCAGAUAUGCUUUGCAACUUUUUGAUAGAUCAACGUUUUCCCGCCACGGCUAUUCAUGGAGAUCGUACUCAACGGGAGCGUGAAUUUGCUCUCCAGUCUUUCCGUUCUGGAAGAACCCCUGUCUUGGUUGCUACUGCAGUUGCGGCUCGUGGUUUAGAUAUCCCCAACGUGACUCAUGUCGUCAAUUUUGACUUGCCUAGUGAUAUUGACGACUAUGUGCAUCGUAUUGGUCGUACUGGUCGUGCUGGAAAUAUAGGAAAAGCCACCGCUUUUUUCAAUAUGGAGCAGAACAGGGGUAUUGUCAAGGAGCUUGUAGAAAUUCUUCAAGAGGCCAACCAAGAAAUUCCAGGCUGGCUCAACCACUGUCGUGAGCAAGCCGAUUUUGGUAGUUUCCGAUCUGGUGGUGGUCGCGGUCGUGGUAAUCGUGGACGCGGUGCUAGAUUUGGUGCAACUGAUUACCGUCGCGAGCAAGGAGGCAACAGUAGCUCCAAUGGUCAUGGAUCACGCCCUUCUGGAGGCAAUAAUGUCUACAACAAUAGCUAUGGAAAUAACUCCAGCAGCAACAAUAACUCUAAUGGUAGUUGGUUUUAAAUGGGUUGCGAUGAUUUCUGAGUUAUUGCGUUGUUUUGCCUUUUAUUUUAGUCUUGUCAUCUUUCUGUUAAUCGACUUUUUUUCCAUCAUCUUUAAUAAGUUUUUGCUAAUUACGUCGAUUUAGUCUUCGUCUUUUAUUAUUUUUUUUGUGCUGUGCUUUCAAUCCCCACUUUCAUCAUCUCUCAUCCUACUAUCCUUAUCUCACUACCCGCCACCUCUUGCUAAGCACGAACACCCGCACGUAUGCUAUUUUUAUCAUGAUUGUCACACACUUACAUUGUGUGGUGAUCGUUCGGAGAGAGGCCCACACUUUGGUUUUCAUUACUCUCCACCUUAAAUAAUACUUGUUGGUUUACAGUC